UGAAAUGAUAAUUUGCCGCCAAGCUCAAGGUUAUCGCGUCGACGUGCUACCUCUCCGUCGUCGCGCAACUCGACGGCACAUUUAAUCGCGAGCGACCGUCGCGUUUGCAUUGGACAGUUUUACGCGGAGACGUAGCGCGACAACAGCUAACAAUUGCGAAGGAAAUGAGGCUCGCAACGAAGUUGCUGCUGGUCGUGUCUGCCGUGGCAGCACUGUCGUGGUGCGGCCAUGUGGACGCUAGGAUCCUGACGGACUGCGAGGCGAUGCAUGAAAUGCAACGGGCCGGAAUCUCCAGGACCUUCAUCAGCAACUGGAUCUGUUUGAUGCAGAGCGAGAGCGGGAUGAACACGCAGCUGGUCACCGGCCCGAAGAGAGCCUCCAGCUACAGCUAUGGCAUCUUCCAGAUCCCUAGCGGCAAAUGGUGCACCAGGGGACGCGUGGGAGGUCUCUGCAACAAACGCUGCGAGGACUUCGCGGACGACGACAUUCGCGACGAUAUCGUUUGCGCGAAAAUGAUCAUGGAAGCGGAGGGGUUCAAAACCUGGAACGGCUGGGUGAAGAAGUGCAAGAACAAACUGCCGAACAAUCUGCCGAACAUCUCGAAGUGCAGACGGCGAUGAUCGAGAUCGCCGAUCGGUCCCGAGCGUUUCCGACGUCGACGAGAAUGGAGGAACUCAUAGGUGAUGGUCUUUCCUGCUGAAUACUUUACACGUUUAUAGAUCGUCGGGGAAUCACCGUUGGUAAUUAACGACGCCUGACCAUUGGCUUUGCUAAUGCCACGUGUGAUUUAUGUAUGGACGCUCGCGAGGAAGAAUGACUCGAAGAAUGGCUGAUCGUGCGUCUGCGAGCUCGAGGGUCACAGCAGUGUCAUGUGUGGUUAAUAGAAAUAUGUAAACGCACCGACGUUUGUCGUGUCUUAAGCCUUUAUCGAUCGGAUUUUUAUUUAGGCGUACACGUGAUCGUCCGACGGUCGCAAAUUGGCAAUAAGUUUAUUCAAAUUCUACGAUUACUCAGCGUUACACGACACUUUUUGCGACGAUCGGUGACUUGCCGAAUACCUGCGAGAUCAAGGAUCAGGCGUUUGCGUUGUUGGAUCGAUAAGAAUAAUAAAGACGUGAGAAUUUAUUGAUCUUUAUCGUUUCUGUAUUCUCGGUGGAGCUGAGGUUUCGUAAGGAAAUCAGUAAGAAUAUGUAAACAUUCAACGGAGCCCUAAAAUUGCCGGGGAUUUUAAUGGAAUGCCUCUCUUAAUUUACAUGGAACUGUUUCCGAUAAGCGUCUUAUCGGAUAUUUGCUCGCGCGGAGUGAAAUAUUACUUUGUCAGGUGUUUUUUCAAACCGCAACGAUAUCGGAUAAAGUUGUGUCACUAUCCAUAGACUCGAUGUCAAGCGUAUCAACUGGAAUUAUAUAACGCGGCGUGCGCAACUGUAACACUCGCGCGGAGCGCUGGUAUACAGCAAUCAAAGAGUCCAGAUCCACGUUGUUGCAUGCAGACACUUCACGGACAGCACAAUAUUUACCGUUCGCAGCUAUGGGUCACUGCAUGUUAAGCCGCUGAAUAUGCAGCAGCUGCAAUAUCCAUUCAUGAAUGCAGACGACAACACGUUCGGUCUUCCUUCUACCGGAACCGUCUGACUAAUUGCGUAAAAGGCUGCUGGCUGUUUCCUAAGAGCCUCAUAGUACCUGUUGAACUGCAUUCGAUCAUUUCGAAGGGAGACCAUUCCACGGCUGGAUCGUGGAAUGUGCGUCCGAUUUCCUUUACGACGCUAACUUACUGCUGUUCAAUAGGGUUACGUGUAAUUAAUCAUAAUUACAAACCACGCAGUGGGAGGCUUCUCUUGACCCUGUGCUGCUCUGCUAGACAUCGAGUCAUCUACCAACAAUACCUAGCGUUUAGCUCCUAGAUAGUUAAGAAAGGUAAAUCUUUAGCUAAUAUCUUGUACAGUAAUUUUAGCAGUCAAACCUAGUUGUUGCUACUUGUCUAUUUUACUUCGUCUAUGCGUUACUUAAAUUUACUCGCUCAAACUACCAAAGAAAUACAGUUCCAAAGGACGAUAGUACUAACUGAAUACAGUGUAGCUUUAUGCAACACAGAAAUGCUCAAAUGUAACCCCGUUCUCAUCUCUUCUAAUGUAACUCCUCAAGUACAAGAAUACAAAUCAACCAGAUUUAGGCCAUCAACGGGCGAUCCAUCGUGGCGACCGGUCCCGCGUCGGCCGACUUGGCAAGUAAAAUCGGUCGAAAUAAAAUGGUUUAGAAAUUCAGCUAUUAGAAUUACAAAAGCACGCGUGAUCGGGCUGCGCAAACUCUUUCCUGAUUUCAUUCCCGGCCGAAGUAUCACGUCGCCUCGCGGUUUUCGGUGAAUUCGGUCACAUCGCGAGGACAAAAUCACGUUGCGCGUGUACCGGCGAGCGGCGCAUCGCGAGCGGAAUGUGGUCGUAAUUAAAUUUUGACUUCGAGCCGGUCGACGCCCGUUACUAUCCAGAGCGGCGGCCGUAAAAAACGGCUGUUGCGUAAAUGCCGCUCGCCGAAAUGUCAAGUACACACCGUUAUCGAGGCAGGGAGGCGAAGCGGGCCCGUUCCGACGUGUUUCCCCGCGAUAAAAAUAAAAAACGGCGUCGCGAGACAACGUUCUCCUCGAUGAUCAUCGGCCCGCCUCCUCUUUCCGCGUUUCUCUUUUUCUCCUUAAAAUCGAUCGUCGCCUUUACAUGAUACGCUUAGGAGAGGCGGUCGGCGCGUUAACGAUUACGCAACGCGUCCGUCGGACUCCCUCGCUCGAAAAAUCUUCGCUUCCCGUUAUCUGUUGCAGACUGAAUUUUCCUUAUAGAUAAGCGCGCGCUGCAAAUAUAGCGGCGAGCUGACAAACAGGAAAGCCGUCGCAGAGAAAUCGUACAGAUUUAUGCGCAUGCGAAAGCGCGAAAAUGCUCGUUAUCGCGCGGAUAUUCUUGGCAAAUGGAAAAGCGGCGUGAUUAAGCACUUUGUAUACCGAAUAUUAAACGACAAUUGUCUGAUGCUCUCGGUACAUUAAACGUUUUAUUGAAUAAUG
Messenger RNA from Nomia melanderi (Alkali bee), 3043 nucleotides. NCBI's taxonomy places the organism in Eukaryota, Metazoa, Arthropoda, Insecta, Hymenoptera, Halictidae. The record is from RefSeq and is a predicted model, not a curated record.